This is a messenger RNA of Haliotis rubra (blacklip abalone), 3062 nucleotides long. RefSeq lists its product as uncharacterized. The record is from RefSeq and is a predicted model, not a curated record. The transcript has 5 exons. NCBI's taxonomy places the organism in Eukaryota, Metazoa, Mollusca, Gastropoda, Lepetellida, Haliotidae. The coding region runs from base 1986 to 2972 and encodes 328 amino acids.
AGAAGGUAGUGAUUUCAUGUAAUAACUUAAAACCUUGAUAGAAGGUAGUGAUUUCACGUAAUAACCUAAAACCUUGAUAGAAGGUGGUGAUUUCAUGUAACAACUCAAAACUUUGAUAGAAUUCAGUGAUUUCAUGUAAUAACUUAAAACCUUGAUAGAAUGUAGUGAUUUCAAGUUUUAACACCAGGUUCCAGUAAUAGAACCAGUAUGAUGGAUUAUUUUCAUGUUAUUACACAUGGAUUUGAUAUAAUGUAUGAAUGUCCUGAACAAGGAGGCCUUGUCCUGUAGUGACCUCACACUAUAACACCAGACUGAUAUAAUGUGUUAACAAGACCCUGGUGUGAUGGUAUUUCAGGUUAAAACAUGUCUGUGUGAUGUAAUGCAUUGCUUUUGUCAUAUCAUUGGGAGCAGGACAAAAGCCACCUGGGCAAAUGCCACCCGGACAAAAGCCACCUGGACCCCAUAUCAUUACAUGUUGAUAUGGUGACUUUUCAGGUGAUAAUGUCGUUAUAUCACAUCUUCAUGUCAUUACAGCUUCCUACAAGGAAUGUAUUUCACUUUGACAUUGUAUUAUAACAAGAUGAUUUGUUUUAAACUCAGGACUUCAUACCAUGUUGUCAUGAGUGGCAGGUGUUGUUUACUUAAGUCUCCUGCAAGAUGAUGCAACACAUCACAGAGGCAGGGCUGUCACUGCCAACACAAGGACCACAGCCUUUAUACUGUUGCUGAACUGCCCACUUGGUGAGAUGAUUUAAGCCAUUAAGCCAAGUUGUUAGAAUGCCCCACCUGGUGAGAUGAUUUAAGCCAAGUUGUUAGAAUGCCCCACCUGGUGAGAUGAUUUAAGCCAAGUUGUUAGAAUGCCCCACCUGGUGAGAUGAUUUAAGCCAAGUUGUUAGAAUGACCCACCUGGUGAGAUGAUUUAAGCUAAGUUGUUAGAAUGCCCCUCUGGGAGAGAUGAUUUAAGCCAAGUUGAUAGAAUGCCCACCUGGUGAGGUGAUUUAAGCCAAGUUGUUAGAAUGCCCCACCUGGUGAGAUGAUUUAAGCCAAGUUGUUAGAAUGCCCCACUGGGAGAGAUGAUUUUAACCCAAGUUGUUUGAAUGCCCCACCGGGAGAGAUGAUUUAAGCCAAGUUGUUAGAAUGACCCACCUGGUGAGAUGAUUUAAGCCAAGUUGUUAGAAUGCCCCACUGGGAGAGAUGAUUUAAGCCAAGUUGUUAGAAUGCCCCACCUGGUGAGAUGAUUUAAGCCAAGUUGUUAGAAUGCCCCACCUGGUGAGAUGAUUUAAGCCAAGUUGUUAGAAUGCCCCACUGGGAGAGGUGAUUUAAGCCAAGUUGUUAGAAUGCCCCACUGGGAGAGGUGAUUUAAGCCAAGUUGUUAGAAUGUCCCACUGGGAGAGGUGAUUUAAGCCAAGUUGCUAGAAUGUCCCACUGGGAGAGGUGAUUUAAGCCAAGUUGUUAGAAUGUCCCACUGGGUGAGGUGAUUUAAGCCAAGUUGUUAGAAUGUCCCACUGGGUGAGGUGAUUUAAGCCAAGUUGUUAGAAUGUCCCACUGGGUGAGGUGAUUUAAGCCAAGUUGCUAGAAUGUCCCACUGGGAGAGGUGAUUUAAGCCAAGUUGUUAGAAUGUCCCACUGGGAGAGGUGAUUUAAGCCAAGUUGUUAAAAUGCUCCAACGGGUGAGAUGACUUAAGCCAAGUUGUUAGAAUGUCCCACCUGUUAAGGUGAUAUGACCAAUUUGUUGUCACUCAAUUUGUUGCCACUCAAGUUAAAAUGCCACUCAAAGAAGUGAACAAUUUGUUCGAAUAUCCCAUUGGGUAAGACUAUUUUAACCAUUAAUAUUGUGCCAUUAUGAUAUUUUUGUGAUGUGUGAUUCUAGAGAUGUGAGGUGUGAUACAUCUAAAGUGAAAUGUUGGUUAUAUUGUGUGCUGUCAUUCAGAUUUGUUAAACAAUUUUUCAACAUCUAGUUUCAAUUGUUCCUACCAAAUAGCAAACAUGUUUAUAACAUCUAGUUUCAAUUGUUCCUACCAAAUAGCAAACAUGUUUAUAACAUCUAGUGUCAAUUGUUCCUACCAAAUAGCAAACAUGUUUAUAACAUCUAGUGUCAAUUGUUCCUACCAAAUAGCAAACAUGUUUAUAACAUCUAGUUUCAAUUGUUCCUACCAAAUAGCAAACAUGUUUAUAACAUCUAGUUUUAAUUGUUCCUACCAAAUAGCAAACAUGUUUAUAACAUCUAGUUUUAAUUGUUCCUACCAAAUAGCAAACAUGUUUAUAACAUCUAGUUUUAAUUGUUCCUACCAAAUAGCAAACAUGUUUAUAACAUCCAGUGUCAAUUGUUCCUACCAAAUAGCAAACAUGUUUAUAACAUCUAGUUUUAAUUGUUCCUACCAAAUAGCAAACAUGUUUAUAACAUCUAGUUUUAAUUGUUCCUACCAAAUAGCAAACAUGUUUAUAACAUCUAGUUUUAAUUGUUCCUACCAAAUAGCAAACAUGUUUAUAACAUCUAGUGUCAAUUGUUCCUACCAAAUAGCAAACAUGUUUAUAACAUCUAGUGUCAAUUGUUCCUACCAAAUAGCAAACAUGUUUAUAACAUCUAGUGUCAAUUGUUCCUACCAAAUAGCAAACAUGUUUAUAACAUCUAGUGUCAAUUGUUCCUACCAAAUAGCAAACAUGUUUAUAACAUCUAGUGUCAAUUGUUCCUACCAAAUAGCAAACAUGUUUAUAACAUCUAGUGUCAAUUGUUCCUACCAAAUAGCAAACAUGUUUAUAACAUCUAUCUUCAAUUGUUCCUACCAAAUAGCAAACAUGUUUAUAACAUCUAGUGUCAAUUGUUCCUACCAAAUAGCAAACAUGUUUAUAACAUCUAGUGUCAAUUGUUCCUACCAAAUAGCAAACAUGUUUAUUACAUCUAGUUUCAAUUGUUCCUACCAAAUAGCAAACAUGUUUAUUACGUCUAGUGUCUCUCAUUUAGUUUUCAAGUGAUCCAUCACUAUUUGAACCGUCAGAUACGUCAUGGAGCAGUUUGUGUGGUUUAAACAUAUUUUUAUUCCUAGAGAAUCUGGUUUUGUAAAC